CGGGAGUCAGCUCAGGACGGAGGAUGGCACCGCGCACAAAGGUGAAUGCUAGACUCACGCUAAACCUCUUCUGGAGAUGGUAAUUCACACCCAAUCACCGGGCGCCGAACGCUGCGCUGAACCACCUUGUCGAUCACCCUGCCGUUUGCCCUGCAGCGCAAUAUAUUGUACUCCCCGACACGGCGCCCGAUAUAACCAGUCGCAGUGGGGUUGAUGCAGCUCCUGAUCCGAGGCAGUGGAAUCUGUUUUGGACAUCCAUUAACGACCUACAUUCGGUCCUCGCAAGGCGCAGCUGGUGUGGCACAGCUGCAUCUUCUUUGAACAAUUGACUUUCCCGGAAGAUUCCUUCUCCUGCAACGAUUCUCAGACUUUUACUUCGCGAUCCGGGCCAGUCGUCUAUAUCAAUCUCAAGAAGCUCCUUCACCUUCUUUCCCGUACUUCUGCAGGGCUGCAAACUUCACCUCACCUGCUAUCCAACGACACCUCGUACAUCAUGGCAGCUCCAAGCGGAUUCACUCCCAAGCAAAUGGCCCCACGCAGCCCGGGCGUUCUCGACGCCAUUCAGGGCACAGUGACCAAGCAGAUUGCCAAACAUGCCCUCAGCUUGGCCCCUCCCAUCACGUCCGAGUCCAUCGUCCACGACAAUGCGUGCGGCACAGGUGCCGUCACAGAGACCAUCAUGGAAGGCGGUGUUGCGCCCGCCAAACUCCACGCCACCGAUCUGAUGCCUCCAUUUGCGCAGAUUGUGGCGGGCAAGGCGCAGCAGAACGGCUGGGGUUUCGUGGAGACGGCGCCGAUGAAUGCCAUGGAGCUCGGGUUUCCCGAUAACACUUUCACGCACUCGAUCAGCAACUUCUUCAUCCAGGCGGUGCCGGUGCCGGCGAAGGCUGCUGCGGAGAUUUAUCGCACUGUCAAGCCUGGACAGACGGCGAUCGUUACGUCCUGGGCACCUGUCCCCCAUUCCGAUGCCAUUGAGACAGCAAGCGAGGUGACGCGCGGAAAGGAUGUCGUUCUUCCCAUGAGGUUCUCUCCAGAGACAUACACGGCUGGCUGGCUGGAGAAGCUACUGAAGGAGACAGGGUUCUCGAGUCUACACAUUGAAGAUUUCGAUGGAUACUGCCACACUGAUGACCUGAGACAGUGGUGCACCCACCUGUGGAGCUUCAUGGGUGCUGCGGCAGGAGGCUGGACGCCGAAGGACGAGGAGGACUGGGACUUGGCGAUAGACACAAUGGUCAAAACCUUGAAGGAGAAUCCGGAUGUGGAGGCCAGGGAGGAUGGCAGUGCCACUGUCAAGAUGGUGGCUCACAUCGCUAUCGCUACUAAGUGAGGGCCAUUGUAGCGGCUAUGCUUCCAUGCAAGUGAGAAUGGCUAUCUCUGGUGGCAGCCGAAAUGGCUCAGAGGACGGAGUUGCAUGUCUUUGUUAGGAGGUAUCUAAAAUCAUGAGAGGAG
Westerdykella ornata is the source of this 1452-nucleotide messenger RNA. Its product is annotated as S-adenosyl-L-methionine-dependent methyltransferase. Lineage: Eukaryota; Fungi; Ascomycota; Dothideomycetes; Pleosporales; Sporormiaceae. Bases 494 to 1330 code for a protein of 278 amino acids. The record is from RefSeq and is a predicted model, not a curated record. Gene Ontology annotation, molecular function: S-adenosylmethionine-dependent methyltransferase activity. The transcript has a single exon.